CCCCCCCACACACACACACACACCAAAAGAAACCCCCCAAACAAGUGGCGUUUACGCAGCAGAGACGCACUGGAAGUGGACCCGGAUCAGGUCUUAUCCGGACUUGCACGCUGCGCAAAGAGGGCGCGUGCUGGAGACGCUUAUUUUUUGGUGCAGAAGUCUCAUCACUCGGGACGAGGAGUAAAUGGUUUCCUGUCGGACCCCCUCCCCCCCGUUCCCUCCCUCCCUGCUUCGUGUCCGCGGAGGUGAACCGGUGGUCCGUGUCCCUCAGCCGGAGACCCACUAAAGAGACAUCGUUAAAUCUUAAACAGCUGAUCGUUGUUCUUCUGUCAUGUCGCCUUCAACGGUGGAAACGUUUGGCCUCAACUCGUCCAACGCAGAGAGAUUUUCCUCCUCAGGAAUGUUAAUGCAGAAAAUCCAAACUCCUGCUCGGUGUUAAUACCCCUGAUUUACUGGUGAAGUAGAAGCGAUGGGCAGGAAGUUGGAUCUGUCGGGGCUGACGGAGGACGAGGCGGAACAUGUGCUGCAGGUGGUGCAGAGGGACAUGAAGCUACGCGAGAAGGAGGAGCAGCGCCUCAGUGAGCUGAAGCAGGAGCUGGAGGAGGAGGGCAGUCGCUGCCUCCUGCUGUCACGGCGGAGUUGCUUCAACCAGCGCUGCUGCAUCCGCUGCUGCUCGCCCUUCACCUUCCUGCUCAACCCCGGCAGACGCUGCCGCGACUGCGGCUACAACGUCUGCAAGGCCUGCAGGGUCUACAACCAGCGGGACAAAGCCUGGCUGUGCUCCGCCUGCCAGAAGAGCAGGUUGUUGAAGACACAGUCUCUGGAGUGGUUCUACACUAAUGUGAAGACGCGCUUCAAGAGGUUCGGCAGCGCCAAAGUGCUGAAGACGUUUUACAGGAAGCACUUGGCGGAGCGCAGCGCGCUUCCAGAGCUCACCGAGAGCAGCGCCUACGAGGACAGUAUCUGCAACGAGGGCAGCUUCUGUGGGAGCGACUCAACCUUCUACAGACAAACUAAAGAGCACAGCGUCGCCGAGACCAUCACUGUAGCCCUGCGGGUGGCGGAGGAGGCCAUUGAUGAGGCCAUCUCAAAGGCCGAGUUUGAUUCUGCCAGUCAGGAGAAGCAGAAUGAGGCUCACUAUCUGCGGGAGCACAGAGGAGAGCUCAUCGAGGAGCUGUCAAAGACUAUUGUGCAAAACAUUAUUAGCAGGAGGAAAACUUUGACCGAGAUGAGGGCGGAAUACGACCAGGAUUGGCCACUCGAAGACAACACUGACCUUCAGCACCGUCGUCAUCAUCAUCAUCAUCAGUCAGACUGUAAUCAAGCGUCCGGCUCCCUUAACCAUCAUCCAGAUCUCUGGAGGUCCCACAGUGCCUUCUCCCUGUUGGACAAUGACCCUUCAGGUCUCGUGAAGGACUCGUCACAGAUGGCCGCCUGGAAGAGCGUCGAACGGCUGGACAACGCCGGUGCGUACGGCGGCGUGUCCUCGGUGCUGAAGAGCCCGGACGGGAACUGGAUCGCCCUGCAGAGCAGCCAGCUGCCUCGGCCCAGCCUGCUGACCAAGAGGAAGAGCCUGGUAUUCAGCGCCUUGGAGAGAGAGUCCGAGGUGGCGUCCGCCUACGAGGGCAUGGACUCCGACAGCGGAACCGAACCGGAGCACGGCACGCGGCUCGGGACGCCGCCGCCGCCGAAGGGCCGCAGGGGGGAACUCUUCUCGGACCCCGAGGGGAGCUGGAAGCCCAAGAAGCCCCCGCUGGCUCGGCUUAAGGGGAAGGUGCCCCCGGAGAUCGGGCGGCCUUCAUCCUCCUGCAGGACCAGCAUCGUCGACGUGAACUUUAACGUGGAAGGAGCCAAAGCGGAGCGAAGGGGGGCUGGCAGGUCCGACGUGGGUAAAGCCCGGAGGUCCCGGAAGAAAAAGAGGGGCAAAAAAGGGUCGUCUUCUUCGAUGCUGGAUUGCAGGGAGAAAGACAAUCAUUCCCAGCAUUCGUCUGAUGCUGCCACACCGGACACCGUGACCUCCGGAGCCACGACCCCUGAACCUUUUUACCUGGAGAGUGACCUCACAGCGCAUGAAGCCAAGCAGCUGGAGGAGGAGGAGGUCACGCUAAAAACGCAACAGCCAGCAGGCCGAACAUCUGACUCCUCAACCGGAGGCGGAGCAGAUGCUGAAGUGGGAGGUGUUAAUGAAGACGGACAGAGGGAGGAAAACGGCCAAGGACACAAGGACAGAGGAGAAGGAGAUGAGAGGCCUUGGAGGAUGGAGAUUGACUUGAAUGAAGGGAGAACCGAGGAAGAGGAUGUGGAUGAAGAAAUGAAACACAGGCUGUACAGGCUCAUCGAACAUUCCAGACUCGCCUACCUGUCGACCGAUGACGACUUGGACAGAGAAGACCAGAGUGAAGGAGAGUGGGAAGGAGACGAGGAGGUGGGAAAGACGGGCGGACUUACUUCUAAGCUCUGCCAGCUCGAAGAAGAAGUCUGGGCAAACCAGUUCUCCUCCACAGAGGACGAGUUGGACAAAGUUGGCGUCGCUGAUGAAGAGAAGACGGGUCAAGAAGAAGAAGAGGAAGAGGAGGAGGAGGAGCUAGCAUCAAAAGUGUGCAGAUUAGCCGACCAAGCCAACGCCACGCAGUUUUCAUCCACGGAGGACGAGUUGGACCGAGCGAGUGGAGGCGAAGAGGAGGCGAUGGAGGAGAAGCUGUGGAAACCUCAGGCGGAGGAACGAGUCGAGGUCGCUCAGCUGCGCGAUGUGGCCAGUUUCAUUGGUGCUUCUCAUCUCCGAUCCACUGAGGACAAGCCCGAUGGAGAGAAGCAGGAGGAAAUGAAUGAAGGAGGAAUUGAGAGGGAGGAAGCAGUAAGAAGGGUUUGGGUUAGGAGAGAAUCAUUUAGAGACUUGGAUGAAAAUAUGUUUUAUUUAAGGGAGGAAGUAAAGACAGAGAGCUGUGAUGUUGAACACGUCCUGCAGGACAAAACGGUGGAAGAGGAAAAGAAAGAUUGCAAAGUAGAGCUUUUGAAAAAAGCUGUGACUAAAACAACUAAAGCGAAAAGACAAGCGAUGCCGUUAGAAAAGGUGGUCCAAGCAAAGACAACAGAGGAGUUAAUGUCUUCAGACGAGACAAAAGGCCAUCAAGAAAGUCGGCCUGAGACAAAGUGUCCGGACAAGCAAGAAGGAGAGAGACAAGAAGAAAGUACGAUCGGAGGGAGUCGGGAAACAGCAGAAGACAGUGAGGAGGAAGACGCAGAGUUCGACCGAAUAAUUCGCAGUAUGUUGUCGAUGACUUUGGCGGACAUGCAGAUGGAGGCGUUUAAGGAUGAAGGUGCAGAAAGUAGGAGCAUAGGUAGAGAAGCAGAAGAAUUGGAGACGAGUGAACCUGUAGAAAUUGAGAACACCGUCGAAAGCACAAAUGCAUCAGAGGAAACAGGAAGUGGAAAGAAAUGUAAAAGUCGAGGCGAUGACGUAACGGCGGAGUCGGCUGUGGGAGGAAGAACAGGAGGAAUUGUGGGUGAGCGAAUAGGAGUAGAUAUCUACCAGAAUAAGGACACAAAGGAAAAUGAGCGCCGGGAGGCAGAUAGAGAUGCGGCAGAAAAAAUAAAUCUAGAAAUGCACCAGACUCUCGCAGCGAAACAGCUCAAACGACUCGAAAUGGAUGACGACAAACAAGAGGAGAGCAAAGUCAACGAGUGGAAACUCUGUAAAGAAACCAAAGAAAACCUGGACGUUGUGCAGCAAAGCACGUCGGCUCCACGGGGGGGGUUGCUGUCACCUGAGGAGAUUCAAAAUAGAUACUCGGCGGUGUCUCUGCGCAGCAUCACCACGGAGGUCCUGAAGGUGCUGAACGCCACUGAAGAGCUGCUGCAGGGGGGAGAGGGAGGAGGCGGCCCCCGCCUCCACAAUAAUGUGCUGCCCCCCCACACGGAUCCAAAGAAACUGGAUCAACAGUUCUGUAGACUGGAGGAAAAUGUGUACGUGGCGGCCGGGGAGGUGUACGGUCUGGAGGCGGAGCUCAGCGACCUGGAGGAAUGUGCUCGGGACGUCUGCAGCGCCACGUCGGACAUGGAGCUGUCCUACCUGGAGGAGCAGGUGGCAUCGGCGGCUGCUAAGGUUCAACAGUCUGAGCUGCGGAUUGGCGACAUCUCUGCCAGAAUCGCCGCUUUGAAGAGCGCAGGCCUCAAUGUGGACACACAACGCUCGCGCUUCACUAAGAGCGUUCCAAUUAUGGUACCGGUAUGCAUUAAUAUUGUUACUACCAGUCUUAUGUCUAGAAACAAUUUUUCAAAACCUGAGUUUGACUUAUUACAGCCCGUCACUGUGGAGUCAUCAAAGCAGUCGAGGAGGCGAUUACCUGCACCGCCAGUAAAAGGUGAGCACAUACGUGUACAAUCAUAUGCAACAUACUAUCUGAAUUUAUGGCAUUAUACUGAAACGUCACAAAUGUACAGAAAAUAAAACCACGAUUAACUUUUUUACACUAACAUGUAAUCCAGCAUAAAACACCUAUUUACAUCACUAAUUUAUUCAAUAUUCACUCAUUAAAAGAAGUGCAAUUUGAUUGAUUCUCUUUCAGAAGACACGAUCUAAUCAAAGCGGGACCGUUAAACUUCACCAUGGACGUGCCUUGACCGCGAAACUACAGACCAGUAUUAAGAUGAUCCAUCGGUUUGCCUCUUUAAAUUAUAAACUGCCUUAAAUACAAAUUGUACAGCUUGUACGGUACGUGAGUGAUUCUCAUGUUUUCUUGUGGAAGUGUGCAGUAGAUAAAACUACUUUUAAUCAGGUCAAAUUCAACCAACAUUUGAGGUAAAAGAAUAAAAAAGAUGAAGCUGGUGAAACGAUUACAUAGUAUUUUAGUUACAACUUGUCUGUAACAUUAGUUCAUUUAACCGGCACUGUUUUUACCUUUACAUCUGAACGUGAUGAGACCAUAUCAUGUUAAAAAAAGAGUUGUAUUUUCUGUUUGUUUUGCUGUACAUUUAAGAUAUUACAAUCAUUACAUUUGUCUGUUUAUAUUGAGUCCAAGACAGUUGAUCCACUGUGGACCCAGUCUGCCCUCAGAUGAAGGUGGGUGUGACUGAGGAAUUUAGUUUGGCUUUUUCAGAUGAGGAAAUGACACUCGGAUAUGACAUUCCUCUUUGAAGGAUGUGUGGGAUCCUGUGUGGGAACACAUAAGCCUGGAAAAUAACAGCCCUCAAAACAAACACCCAGCUUUCACCUCUUCCUCUCGGUUGACCUGAACAUUUCCACAAAGGUUUGGUGUUUUUACUCUGAACACUCAAAAGAUCUUGAGCAGCGGCUGAAUGAAAAAUAAAGUCCUCCUGGAAUAUG
Molecule: messenger RNA, 5323 nt
Organism: Gasterosteus aculeatus aculeatus (three-spined stickleback)
Lineage: Eukaryota; Metazoa; Chordata; Actinopteri; Perciformes; Gasterosteidae
Source: RefSeq, a predicted model, not a curated record